AUGGGUGUUUCCACAGCCAAAUACGAAGAAGCCCACAAAGGCGCCAAAGGACCAGGCGACCACCGUCCCACUGCCGAACAAAUCAUCCUCGACGAUGACCUCGUGGGAAAAUUAAAAGGCAAAACCAUGUUGGUCACCGGCACAUCAGCAGGAAUCGGCGUUGAAACAGUACGAGUCCUCGCUACCACCGGGGCCACAAUCUUCUGUGCCGUCCGCAAUCUCCCCAAGGCCGAGAAGGCACUAGCUGGUAUCCUCGAACCAGGACGUGUCGAGUUGCUGGAAAUGGAUAUGGCCUCGCUGGCCAGCGUACGUAAAGGCGCUGCCGAGUUCCGCGAACGCAAUGCCAAGUUGGGAGGGAAAUUGAAUGUACUUAUUACGAAUGCGGGACUCAUGAUGCUUCAGCAAAAGGAGUUGACGGUUGAUGGGUUCGAGGCUCAGUUUGGUGUUUGCCAUGUUGCUCACUUUCUGCUCUUUAACUUGGUCAAGGAGCUCUUGAUCGCCUCUGCGACGCCCGAGUUCCAAUCGAGGGUGGUUGUUGUAUCUAGCAUGGCGCAUCAAGUCGGUCCUGUUUACCCGGAAGAUAAUUACUCCUUUACGAAAAUUCCCUACCAAACCGGACUGGCAUACGGACAAGCCAAGCGGGCGAACGUCCACUUCGCCAACGAGAUCACGCGACGUUAUGGCUCCAAGGGCGUCUUUGCGAACUCGCUUAUGCCGGGUACCAUCGAUACGAUGAGUGCGCCGGGCGUGGAGCUUCCACAGGAAGUCCAGGACUUCUUUAACGCCUACAAGCUUCUUAUGAAAGAUGUCCCACAGGGUGCCGCGACGACGGUUUUGGCGGCCGUGGGGAAGGAGUGGAACGGGGUUGGCGGCAAAUAUUUGGAGGACUGUAGGGAGAUUGAGGUGAUGGGGAAGGCGAAGAAUGAGGCUUUUGGAUACCAUCCUGAUGCUUUUGAUGAGGUGAUUGAAAAGAGACUCUGGGAUGAUUCUUUGAGGUUGGUUGGGUUGCCACAAGAUGCAUGA
Messenger RNA from Hymenoscyphus albidus, 1023 nucleotides. The record is from the annotation of a GenBank genome assembly. Lineage: Eukaryota; Fungi; Ascomycota; Leotiomycetes; Helotiales; Helotiaceae.